AUGCAGGCUAGAGAGGCACUGUCAAGGACUGCCGGACGGAACAAGGAAUCGGCUGACAGACAUCGCUCCAAAGCCCCGGACUACAAGGUGGGCCAAUCAGUAUGGCUCUCCACCAGGGACAUCCGUCUAAAGGACACCUCUCGCAAAAUGGCCCCCAGGUACAUUGGCCCCUACACUAUUGAGAAGAUCAUAAACCCCUCUGCAGUCAGGCUCAAGUUGCCACCAUCCAUGAGGAUCCAUCCAACUUUCCACGUUUCUAACUUAAAACCAGUUUCAGUCAGCCCGCUCAACCCUCCCACCGGCUCCCCCCCAGCUCCCCUUUUGAUCGACAACCACCCGGCAUAUAGGAUCGACCGUAUCCUGGAUUCCAGAAGACGGGGUAGGGGUUUCCAGUUCCUGGUCCAUUGGGAAGGUUAUGGACCUGAAGACAGUGACAGCUACAUCGUGCGUGUGAAAGCCGUGGUAAUGACGCGGGACGACUCGAGCGGAGGCUGGCUGGCUCAGGACGGGGGAGCCCUGAGCAGGGUGGGGGUGUGCCACCUCCUACCGACAGACCUUACCCCCAUUUCAAGCUCUGCCAAGUCCCAGUUCCUCAUCCGGGGAGAGCGGCUGCUUGACAAACAGGUGAUUCUGGACUGUCCUCUCAGAAAGGACCUGGUCUACACCAUUGCAAUGCCAACAUUUCACCACUGGAGGGUGGAGGACAGGAGGUGUGGUUUGUCCUUCCAGAGUCCAGCUGAUGCUAGAGCUUUUGACAGGGGGGUACGGAAAGCCCUAGAUGACUUGGCUGAAGGCUCCACGACCUCCUCCACAGCACUCCAGAAUGAGAGCGAACUGGGUGAUGAUGAUGUCUUCACUAAUGCCACAGACAGCUCCUCCAACUCCUCUCAGAAGUUGGACGGUUCUCUGCAGCCGCUCGAGUCCUCGCCCCUUCCGCAGAGACACAAGUGCUUGCCAGGACAUCAUCACGACACACACAACUCCCUCCAGCUCUCUGACUACUACUUUGACCAGCCAUUUUCUCGGAUUCCCCGCCGCGUCACCUUUGAGGAUGAGGAAAUUGUUCGUAUAAAUCCCCGGGAGCGCAGCUGGGAGCGGAACACAGAACGCCACCUUGGGCGCCAGUCGGACCGCCACUGGCUCACAGGGUACGAGGACUACCGGCACGCAACUGUGUGUGACAAAUUCAUCCACCCAGACAACUCUGAGUCCUACGUCCACUUGGAUAAGACGGAGGCGCAGAAGCACGACUACACCUACCCACUGGCACCAGCCCUGUCGCCAUCAGACUCUGACCCUUCUCUCGGACCUUUAACUAAUAAGGGCCAUGGUGGCUCCUAUCAUUCAGGCAUCUCCUCGGUGGUCUCUGCCCAGCCUCGCUCCUUUUUCUUGGGCUCUUUGUCAUCCAAUGACAGGAAGGGGCGAAGAGACAAAGGGAUGGAGCGUGCUCAGUGCGAGCACUGCGGUGAAGCCUUUUACCUCUUCGAGAACCGGAGAGGCCGGUGCCAGGAUGCUCUGGACCCUGUGCGGGUGUGCAUCCAUCGGGUCAGCUGCAUGUGGUUGGCAGAUACCAUGCUCUACCACUGCAUGUCUGACCCGGAAGGGGACUACUCAGACCCGUGCUCCUGCGACAGGGGUGAGGGCGGCAGCGGAAGCCGUCUCGGCACUCGUUGGUUAGCUCUGCUUGGCUUGUCUGUGGUGGCGCCCUGCCUUUGCCUCUACCCACCUCUCCAUGCGUGCCACCGGGCAGGGCUUGCAUGCGGCUGCUGCGGAGGCCGACACAAGGCCCUGAGCUGAGAAGCCAUUCUUGGAAUUCUCAGCAGAAACUACAAAAAACCUAAACCCAAUGCAAACACAGGGAAAGGGAAGGAUGAGGAGACACUCACUGUGGUCUCUUACCUUGGAUUUAUUGGGUUUCCCUACAAAUUCCAGACACUGAAAUAAGCCAAAUAAGAGACGAAAAAACUGUUGGUGCAUUUUCUAAACAGCCUGGGAAGAUAAGCUCCCCCUCAUGGCAGGCAGUUCUCUCAGCUCUCCACGUGGCCAUUUCAUGCUCCACUUCUAAUGAGAGAGCCGUUUUUUUCAGGGGGGCCUUUUUUAUAGUCAGCCUAUAUGUCAUGUAUCACAUAUGCAGGUACUUUAUAUUGUUGUAUUUGUACAUUGACUCUACGUCAAAGAACUUGAAUUGUUUCUUUGUCGUAUUUUAUUUCCUCUUUCAUGUCCGUGUGGCCAUUCAGCUUAUUUUCUAUUCCAAUAUCAGGCCUGAUCAUUUAAGCUCCAGCUACAACAGAAAUCAGACACUACACCUCUUUGUGCACGUAUGUGUGUGCGCGUGUGUGUGUUGUGGCCUUUUUGUUGUCUGUACUACAACUUGUAGUAGAACUUAUGUUUAUAGACUUCAUAGUUCUCCAGUAUCAACAUUGUUUUUAGGGUCACCCAAAACACAGUACUCCUCUUCAAAUAUCCAAAGAUUCAUAUUUUAUCCUAUUUAUAUUCUUGCUGAAUUGAUCAACCAGUUAAAAAAAAGAAGGGUGCUAGGUUGAAAUUCAGUCACUGAAUUAGAUGUUGCCUCUAGUCAUGAUACAGUAAUCAAGCAUCUCCAUCUCCUUGCUCACAAACAGUGCCUAGAAAUCACCUUAGGAACCUACUAGGUCAGGGGUGCCCAAUACGUCGAGCGCAAUCUACCGGUCAAUCGCAAAGACAUUAAAAAUAGAUGUCAGCCUAUCAUCCAUCCUCACUAUGAAAUAUGUUGCUUGAUUGACAGACAGGGCAGCCAGUCUGAGGCCCCAUUUACACGAUUAGAACCGUAGCCUUUCUGCUGAGGUUUGGCCGUUCACUUACACGACAACAGCCCUCAUUACAGAGAAUCCCCCACAGAGGUGUGAAAUGCUCCUUAUGCGAAGUCGCGCAUGUGCACUCCAGGCAGCUGCAGUCCAAAGUUUUUCUGCUCUAACAUCAGUUUUAAUAAAUGGCAGCUAGCAGUGUUUUUGUGCUGCUCAUCCUUUUUCAGCAUGUAGGAGCAAAACUAAUAAAAUCCAGAGAUGUUGGUGUAUUCACCAGUUUGGACGUAACUGUCAUGCCGAUACUGCAUGCACAGUGAAUGCAGCUGAGCAUCAGGGUUGCCAAAUAAAUUUAAAAUGCCUUAUUUACCCCCUUCUUUUCUGUACACAUGUUCAACAAACACAGCACACACCUCAUCUUAGAAUAUUUUUACUCAGCACAUAUGACAGUUUAGGUCAAAGUACUAUCAUUUUAAAAGCCACAGUACUAUAAUUCAUAUUUUCUUAUCUGGCAACCCGACUGACAUGGAAACUACUGUGUUUUCGUGUAAGCCUGCUAAUUUUUUAUUACCCCUAAUAAAUAUUGAAAAAACAGGAACAUUUCCAGAGCUUGUUCUUGUGUAAACAGGGCCUUAUCAAAGAUCACUUUGACUUGGUCAUUUUAAAAGGAGCUGCAUGCUGAAAGCAUCUGGGCACCCCUGCACUAGGUCUUAAAAUUCCAGUCCCAUUUUUUACUUUUGUGUCCUUUUACUCUGUAAGACUUUAAGGCUCUGAUUCCCUCAUUCUUGCAACACUUCAGUCAGUAGUCAAUCUUUUCACAUCCUGCACUGGAAAAAAAGAAAUCGGACACAGAAUAAAACUGGUGUUUAUAUGCCUUAAAAAUGUAAAGUCUUGCUCUGAAUUUCGCCUGCCUCUCUCUCUCUCUCUGAAGAUAGAAUGAAACGUAGGAGCAUCACUGCAGUUCCAAGCAAUCCAUGCUGCUGGAUUAAACUUGAUUUGAAUUAUUUUUGUAACAAAAAGUACCAUUUUAACAUGUCCUCUAACUGUGGAAGCUCUAGGCUGUGGUUUUGUCUGCGACGUACAAUCAACUCCUUUUAAACAUUGUCCUCCAAGUGUUCACAGGUCACACAUGGAACAGCAUAACGCAAAAUUAUGUGAAUAAUUGUGGACGUUCAGUUUUUCUUUUUUUAAGAUCAUCCUAAUUUGGAACACUUAAUGUCAGUUUUGCAUUCAGGUAAGUUUUAUUUAUAAAAGAUGAGCGUACAGGUCAUCUUGAAGGUGUUACAGCCAAAGUUUGACUUUUUAAGAUUCACAGGAAGUUAAAAAACGAGGGUUGGACUUGCUCAAACCCUUUAGAUUUUGAUGUAGGAAAUUAUUGGCAACUGUUCACUUGAAUCUACUUAACACCAUCAUUCUUGGAUUAGUGGCAUCAACCCCUUGAGAAUCACAUGUUGUUAAUUAAAUUGUUAAAUCCUCAAAAGGCAAAGGCAGUGACUUUCAGGAAUCUACUGGUUUUAGAAAAACGUUUCUAAGGAGAGGUUUUUAUUUAACAUUAAAUAGAACCAAGCUUGCUGCUUUUGUUUGUGAAGUAAUUAAUGAGAGACAAGUCCAACUCUUUCCUUUAAGGCCCUGAAUGUGUUGCUGCAACAGACGACUCGCUGAAACCACAUGUGACCGGCGUGUGCU
Molecule: messenger RNA, 4466 nt
Organism: Nematolebias whitei (Rio pearlfish)
Lineage: Eukaryota; Metazoa; Chordata; Actinopteri; Cyprinodontiformes; Rivulidae
Product: sprouty-related, EVH1 domain-containing protein 2
Exons: 6
Coding region: 1-1797 (598 amino acids)
Biological process (GO): negative regulation of MAPK cascade; multicellular organism development
Cellular component (GO): membrane
Molecular function (GO): protein kinase binding
Source: RefSeq, a predicted model, not a curated record